Molecule: messenger RNA, 541 nt
Organism: Diabrotica virgifera virgifera (western corn rootworm)
Lineage: Eukaryota; Metazoa; Arthropoda; Insecta; Coleoptera; Chrysomelidae
Gene: Phf5a
Product: PHD finger-like domain-containing protein 5A
Exons: 1
Coding region: 117-449 (110 amino acids)
Biological process (GO): mRNA splicing, via spliceosome
Cellular component (GO): U12-type spliceosomal complex; catalytic step 2 spliceosome; U2 snRNP
Source: RefSeq, a predicted model, not a curated record
AACUGUCAUUUCCAUAACCUAUAACCUAUGUUUUGGAUAAAUGACAAACAAACUGUUAAAAAGUUUAAUUGUAAUCAUCUUUUAAAAUUGUAGUGUGUGUAUGCUAAAACUAUAAAAUGGCCAAGCAUCAUCCAGAUUUAAUUUUCUGUCGAAAACAGCCAGGAGUAGCCAUCGGAAGACUUUGUGAAAAAGACGAUGGUAAAUGUGUUAUAUGUGAUUCCUAUGUUAGACCCUGCACCCUAGUAAGAAUUUGUGAUGAAUGCAACUAUGGUUCAUAUCAAGGACGAUGCGUAAUCUGUGGAGGACCAGGAGUGUCUGAUGCCUAUUAUUGCAGAGAAUGCACAAUGCAGGAAAAGGAUCGAGAUGGUUGCCCCAAAAUCGUCAACUUAGGUAGUUCAAAGACUGAUCUGUUCUACGAGAGGAAGAAGUAUGGUUUUAAGAAGCGUUAAAUAUGUUUUAAUUGAUAUACUUAAAUAAUUAAUGAUUAAAUAGCUGUACAUAAUUAGGGGUGUCACUGAUUAAUACAUUUAUUAUCUCAAAA